This is a messenger RNA of Anopheles nili, 1292 nucleotides long. RefSeq lists its product as uncharacterized. The record is from RefSeq and is a predicted model, not a curated record. Gene Ontology annotation, biological process: regulation of transcription by RNA polymerase II. Bases 1 to 1272 code for a protein of 423 amino acids. Gene Ontology annotation, cellular component: transcription regulator complex; nucleus. Lineage: Eukaryota; Metazoa; Arthropoda; Insecta; Diptera; Culicidae. The transcript is spliced from 7 exons.
AUGGAUUCACAACGAAAACCAAGAAAUCCUAUAAGAGACCAUCGUACAGUGUUAUUUUUGAUAAAACAAAUCAAACAGCAUUCUUGUUUGUGGAAAACCGAUGAUGCAAAUUACCGUAAUACUGCCGCUCGAAAGGAAGCUUGGCAGUCGAUCGCCACACUAAUCGAUGAGCCUGUUCCUAUCAUAAUGCGAAAAUGGCGAAGUUUAUGCACGUCUUACCAAAAAAUCAAAGAGGACUUAAAAAAGAGCCAAACACCAAAAUCAGGUUUACUGCAACCGACUUGGUUCGCAUAUUAUGCGAUGGAUUUUUUGUCCAAGUCGGUUAAAAAGCGUAGAGGCGGUAAGCCCAGAUAUUUAAUACUGGAUGGGAGAACGGAGCAAACUACACUUGAGCAUAAUGUGCAUGAAAAUACUGAUCCAGAAGAGGACUCUGAAGAAGAGCAUCAAGAAUUUAAUGAGAAUUCGGACAAACAUUAUUUAAGUGUGCAAAGUAAAAGUACGAUGCCUUAUAACAUAAACGAAAAACUCGAACAUGUAGAGCACCUCAAAAAGAAUGAGGUUGAUAACAUGGUAGAGGAGGACAUUGAAGAAGAGGAAAUAGAGGAAGAACAUCCGGAUUGUGAUAUAUCAUCUGAGAAAAAAACCCAAAUAGUUCUAGAUAGUGAUUUAGACGAAGACCAACAAGAUUUCAGUGAGAUGCUAGAGAAACGUUAUCGGAAUGCAAAGCGUAAAUCUACAUUGCUCUACGAUUUGAACGAAAAACUCGAGCACGAACUACACCGACAUAAAAUGCAAUUGCAGCAACAACAUAUAAAAAUAUCUGCCUUGAAAAAGAAGCUUCAAAUAUCUGAACAGAAAUUAGUUAAAUAUUCUAAAUUAUCACAGGAUGAUAUGUUGAGAUUUGAAUCAGUUGAAUUAAAAGAAGGAUCUAGAGCGUUGGAAGAAAACGAAAAUUGGAACAUGACUGAUGCUGCGUCUUCCUCGCCACAGCCAUCACCAACACACGUAUCAGCUGAGCAGCAUGACGACCCUCUCUGCAACAGUUUGCAUCGCUCGAAAACUUUAAAGCAAGAGCCUCAAGUGGGCAAUUCUUUGAAUAGGUUGCAAAGUAUAGUUGAAGGUUUUUCAAAUAAAAUAAAUCGUCGUUACAGUAGUUUCGGUGAGUUUAUAGUGGAUGAACUCAACGAGCUCGAUACGGCUACUAGUAUGCGAUUGAUAAAUCAAAUAACAUCGAUGCUGCAGCGGGAAUCUUCCGCCUAUCGCAAUCAUUAAUUUGAAAAUAUAACAUGAGU